This is a messenger RNA of Enhydra lutris kenyoni (northern sea otter), 1287 nucleotides long. RefSeq names its product poly(A) binding protein cytoplasmic 4 like. Gene Ontology annotation, cellular component: cytoplasmic stress granule; ribonucleoprotein complex; cytosol. Gene Ontology annotation, molecular function: poly(A) binding; mRNA 3'-UTR binding; poly(U) RNA binding. Lineage: Eukaryota; Metazoa; Chordata; Mammalia; Carnivora; Mustelidae. The record is from RefSeq and is a predicted model, not a curated record.
AUGAGGCUGUUGCCUAACCUGCUGGAGCUGUCCCUGAACCCCACCUCUAGGCCUCUAAGCUCUGAUCCUCAGGCCAUCACGUGUGAGCCCGGCCCAGACCGUGGCCUGGUCACCUUGCUGCUGGAAUCGUCCAAGCGCUGCUAGGGACAGUCUCACGUGGGGAGGAGCAAAGAGAUGAACAUAGCAGCCAAGUACCGCCAGGCAUCCCUGUAUGUGGGUGAUCUCAAUGCAGAUGUCACCGAGGACCUGCUGUUCAAAAAGUUCAGCGCCGUGGGGCCUGUGCUGUCCAUCCGCAUCUGCAGGGACCUGGUCACCCGCCGCUCGCUGGGCUAUGCCUACGUGAACUUCCUGAAGCUGGCUGAUGCCCAGAAGGCCCUGGAUACAAUGAACUUUGACAUGAUAAAAGGCAAACCCAUCCGUCUCAUGUGGUCUCAACGUGAUGCCUACUUAAGGAAAUCUGGCAUUGGGAACGUGUUCAUCAAGAAUCUAGACAAAUCUAUUGAUAACAAAACCCUUUAUGAACAUUUUUCAGCUUUUGGGAAGAUCCUGUCCUCCAAAGUAAUGACUGAUGAUCAAGGCUCUAGGGGUUAUGCAUUUGUGCACUUUCAGAACCAGAUCGCGGCUGACAGAGCCAUCGAGGAGAUGAAUGGGGCCCUGCUUAAGGACUGCAGGCUGUUUGUUGGCCGAUUCAAAAACCGUAAAGAUCGGGAAGCUGAGCUCCAAAACAAGGUCAAUGAAUUCACCAAUGUUUACAUCAAAAACUUUGGCGAUGACAUGGAUGAUGAGAGACUGAAGGAAGUUUUUGGUAAAUACGGCAAAACCCUGAGUGUUAAGGUGAUGACAGAUUCCAGUGGGAAAUCCAAAGGCUUUGGCUUUGUGAGUUUUGAUAGCCAUGAGGCUGCCAAAAAAGCUGUUGAAGAAAUGAAUGGAAAGGACAUAAACGGACAGCUGCUUUUUGUAGGCCGGGCGCAAAAAAAAUCAGAGCGGCAGGCUGAGUUGAAGCAAAUGUUCGAGCAGCUGAAACAGGAAAGAUUUCGGAGAAGCCGGGGCAUGAAGCUCUAUAUUAAGAACCUCGAUGAUACCAUCGAUGAUGAAAAACUGUGGAGGGAAUUUUCUUCAUUUGGAUCAAUUAGCAGAGUCAAGAUAAUGCGGGAAGAAGGGCGAAGCAAAGGGUUUGGGUUGAUCUGCUUCUCUUCUCCUGAGGAGGCCACUAAAGCAAUGGCUGAGAUGAAUGGGCGAAUCUUGGGCUCCAAGCCACUCUACAUUGCCCUGGCCCACAGGCCCUAA